GGAAACUCGCAGAUUGAAAAGAAAUUGCAAUGAGCAAACUACUUCAAAAGGAGCUGCAGAUACUGCUGAGAAACCAGCGUCUAAAAAAGGCUCCAGAAAGAACUAGAGGCGUCGCGAGCUGAAAUUGAAACCCUAAGAGCAAAACUUCAAGAGAUUACUAGUAACGCAAACCGCAGUAGUAUGUUGUUAGUAUCAGAGCUCGAUGAACAACUCCCGCAAGCACAAUCCAGUGAAAUUCGUAUGGAACGGCCGAAUACAGCAAGUGAAUCGGUUAUGAUGGCGUCCAUGACGCAUUUGUCGCUGAGUACACUGAAUAUUCCGGAGUGCAAGCCGUCUGAUGGAGAACUCGAAGUUGACAAACAAGCCUACCUACGCUGGAAGGAAAUCCUGGAAACCUCUCUCAAUUUGAUAAGUACGACCGAUGAGCGAACGAAAAUGGGGAUCUUUAAGAUAAAGGCCGGAGCUAGUCUGCUGGAGAUCUUCCAAAGCACAAUCACGGCCACGGGCAUGCCGGAUCAACUCACGUUUCCGUAUUCGAAUGCUAUCGCUCGUCUGGAUGGCUACUACGGGUCCCGAGCAUAUUUGAUGUCACAGCGGAGCAAACUGAUGAACAUGAGUCAAUCAUCGAAAGAGGACAACAUACAGUUCGUUCGUCGUGUUGGCGUGGCUGCCAAGUUAUGUGAAUACAGCAGUGAAGAGGAAAUGGAAGCGAUUGCAAGAACAAUCACAAAAGGAACCACAGACAGCGUCGUUCGCUCUCUAGCACACCGUAAUUGGAUCAAGCAAGGAUCGAUGAAAGACCUCAUCGAUAUGGUUCGAGACAGCGAGAUUGAGAAGAUGAACGAGGAAGAGUUUCAGCGCAAGAACAGAUCAUCAAAACCUGCUGUUGUUGCUGCGGUUUCCCACCAAUCAUCAACACAUCAUCAAAACUUACGCGGCCAGCACCGACAGGCAGGUAAUUUCAGACAUUUUCGUGGUAACACAAGAGGACGGUUUGUAUCAGGUCAAAUGUCGUCACAUGCAGUCUUUUGUUGGAGAUGCCGAAGCGUAUACCACCCACCGCAAGAUUGUCCUUUGUCAGACAAAGUAUGUCGCACCUGCAAUCGUAAAGGUCAUAUUGCUCGUGCAUGCACCGAUCGGCUGCAAAGCAGACCGACAAAACGCAUGGGAGAGGAAGCGAACGAUAAUCCCCCGCGAAAAAUAGCCGCACUUUCGAAGCUUGAAGAUGAAAAUCCGGAGACGCCACAGGUACAGGAUUCUAAUAUUGAUGAAUGA
Molecule: messenger RNA, 1275 nt
Organism: Armigeres subalbatus
Lineage: Eukaryota; Metazoa; Arthropoda; Insecta; Diptera; Culicidae
Exons: 2
Coding region: 181-1275 (364 amino acids)
Molecular function (GO): zinc ion binding; nucleic acid binding
Source: RefSeq, a predicted model, not a curated record